AAAUACCCCGAAUAGACACUCCCCACACAGAAGGAGCGGCGAGAAGUAAAUCGGAGAUCGUUCAAAGUAGGAAAGGUGCAGGCCAAAUCGAAACCACUCAAACUCAGAAUGUUGGACGUCUAGUUGGAUAAAUGCGAUUUAAUAGCGGUCCUUCCCAGGCUGGGGUCAGUGGAGGUCAAUCUUGCUCUAGUUACCACAUACCUGAGCUAAUAUUGCGAUUGUGACAACAAAACAUGACGUCGAUUUUGAAGUGGAAUGUUGCAGGACUAAUUCCCCGUCAACGCCUAAUCUAGACAGAGUUGGUUUGUGAACAAAAGUUUGGGUUACAGGAUUGUGGUGUGGAAUUCGCUCUGCUGAUACAAUUGUAUUCCUAAAGACCAACACCCUCCACAUCAUGGACACACUAGGACUCAGCACUCAGUAUAAAGUACGACAUUGUUCUCAAUGUCAGGGGGACACUGAGUUUUACUGUAACUCAUGUAAACGUGAUCUGUGUUUACAGUGUAAAGAGAAACAUGUCAUUGAUCUAUAUACCGUGUACCAUGAUGUUGUGAUUUACCGUGAGAAGUUUGAAUAUUUACCAAAACAGGAACCUGCCUUGCUUUAUGAUGCAAGAAAACAACAAGUAGGAAAUGAACAACUGAAACUGAUAUUCACACCUGUAUUACACGCGUCUGUCUGUGUGAAAGGUGUUGGUAGUGUAAGAUACAUAUCUCGUGUGAUGUCAGACCGGGUCUGGGUCUCUCAUAUAUGCAAUAUCAUAUUGACAGACACAACAGGAGGCACUAUACACCGUGUGAAAGGUAUAACACCACUCUAUGGGGGAGGACUACACACAGUGAACAGUUCUGGUGAACUGAUUUAUAUAGACAGUGAAUAUAACAUCAACAAACUGUCUAUAGACAAUGAAACAGUCACCAAAUUCUUACAGAGACCAUUACCAUGGUUUCUACACUGUGUGUACUGUUCCCUGUCCACUGGAGAUCUGAUGGUGGGGAUGCGUAACUAUAAAACAGGCAAGGUAACCCGGUACAACAGUAGUGGUCAACACAUCCUGACCAUAGAACACGACAACACAGGACACACGCUGUAUAAUGAGCCUUAUUGUAUCACAGAGAACAAGAACGGAGAUAUCAUUGUGUCUGACUGGAUUACAUUAUACUGUGGUGCUGUAGUGGUGACAGAUCGCGGGGGGAGACAUCGAUUCUCCUACACAGGACCUCCAUCAGGAUCAUCUCUAGAUCCACGUGGAAUAUGUACAGACGCGCUUUCACACAUCUUGGUUUGUGAUCUAAACACCCGCACAGUACAGAUGAUUGACAAGGAAGGUCACUUCCUGUCUACGUUACUGAUACAACAACACGGGAUAAACGAACCAUACAGCCUGAACUAUGAUGAUAAAACUCACUUUCUCUGGGUCGGAUCAUACCGCACCAACACAGUGUCUGUGUAUAGAUAUCUACAGAGGAGAUACUCUCUGACUGAUGAUCCAGUCGAUGAUGAUAAGAUGAUCUUCAAAUCCACUGAUGGCACGAACAUCUGGGAAGGUACCAGCGAAAAAACCGAGUUAGAGUUGAUGUUAUCUCGAACGGGAAAGGAAAAGAAAGAUAAGAUCCCUGUUUCAGCAGAAAAUAUUCCAGGUUAGCCUUAAUGUUGUUAUAGUUUUAGAUGACAUGUUAUUGUAGGGAAGUAUAAGAUUAGGACAGGAAGGCAUUUUAUUAUCUAUAUGAAUGUUUUUCUAUAGUUUUAGCCCAGGUGAACUUUUCUAAUCACAUUUCGUCUGUCAUCUGUCUGUCCCUGCGUUUUGUCGUCUGCCAGCUUUUCACAUUUUCCAGAACCACUGGGCAAUUUUCAGUGAAACUUGUAUAAACAUCUCUGGGUUUACCUACAAAUAUGUUGCUUUCUGGGAAAUUUUAAGACAGACCAGAAAGCUACAGAGCCAUCCCUCAAAAACAUUCAAUUUUCAGUGCAGAAAAAAAUGGACAUGGAAAAGGCCUCGUAUAUUUGUAUCCCUGCAUCGCCAUCUCAAAAGUUUCAUAUCAAAAAAAUUCUAACGCAUGUUCCCACUAUACUUGAUUCCAAACAUACCCUCAAACAAUCAUUAAAGCGGUUGAGCUCCACGCAACGUGUAAACUCUAAGCUUCAAAUGUCUCAUUUGUUGACAUAAUUAAGGCCUCAACUGUGCUUAUUUCUUCUGUAUCGUUAAUCAAAAGUUUUUUAAAGGGAUGGAUGAUCCCAGAACGAAAUUUAAUGCAAAAAAAGUACCCCCCAAAAAGUAUAAAAAGGUACAACAAAAGCAUGCUUCAACUUCGACCAAUCGCGUGAAAGUACGAAGACGGCCGAAAAUUUUAGUCCUGUAUCCAUCUUUCGUAUGUAUGCUGUUCUUACCUCGUUUGUUUAAAUUUUCUACUAUUUAGAAACUAAUUCAUUAUUCAUAGUUGUUUUUUUUUAAACAAACACUAAGAUUGUAAUAGUUUAAAAUUAACUACGGAGUCACCUGUACUCUAUCUAUUGUCACUUCCGCUUCAGAUGUUUGAAAUCUUCGAUCUUUGAAGAUUGAGAAAAGGAAAAAAAAAUAAAGGGGAAACAAAUACGCGGAGGGUAUAAAAUAUAUUUUGUGGAUAACUUGGUAAAGGCUCCUAGAGUAUUCUUAUGGGAUAUGCGACGUGUAUGACACUCGAAGAAACAGUCCUACCUAACUUGAAAAGCCACGAGGUUGAGUGGUACUGAUAGUAAUGGCGCACCAGUGCCGAUGACUUUGCACGUUGUUUUCACAAUGCUCAUAUUCUGCACAACAUAUCUCUCGGUGACAUUAUUUCUUCGAGACCAAGCUCUGGACAGUUGAUCACAGUAAUGUGUAAGACCUUACUGAUUUGUCUGUGUGUGUAAUAACAAGUGUCAUAUGCAGUGAACCCAAACAAAGUGGAGAAUUGAUCUGUUGAGUUCAGAUAUUACAACUUAUAAAAUGUGCAGAUUGAAGACUUUUUUCAAUGUGGUUUUUUUUUUUGGGGGGGGUGAUCAUAAUAUAGAUCUGUCUAUAAAUACCCUGAUUGAUAUCGUUUUACAGAGAAAAAAAAGUGAUAUGUAAUUUUUCAAUUGUUUGUUUUGUUUAAAUUUCAGAUUAAUCAAUCAUCAAGUUAGAGUGAAAUCUUUAAUGUAAAUUAUUUUAAUAUUGUUUCGCACUUCGAAUUGAAAUAACAAUUUCUGAAAAAUAUGAAAUUUAUUUUCUCUCUUUCCCUUUUGAGAAAUAAUGGACUUUAUUUAUUUUCUUAUGGCAGUGCAAGAAAUAUCAUCAAAUAUAUCAGUCCCAUAAAAAGUCAUUUUUAUGACAGUGUAAAAUGACUAAGUCGAAAAUAAGUACAAAAAAGUACAUCCUUUAUUUGACUUAUUUUGCCAAAAAAUAUAAGUUCCAAUAAAGGUCAUUUUUAUUACACAGGGGACAAAACUAAGUUAAGAUUUAGCACAGAAAAAGCAUGAUUUAUAAAACUAAGUCCUAAAUAGUACAGAAAAAGUACACUGGAUAAAAACAAAGUCAAAAAUAAGUACACAAAAAUGUCACCAGCUUUCAGAGGCAACCUUGUCUAGUACAAAAAAGUAUACUUUUUCUUACCUACGUCUAAAAACUACACUUUGAUAAGGUUUAAAAGUAUCCUUAAAGUAUACAUUGGUGUAUUUUUUUGGUAUGGGAUAGCUCUCUCAUGGGUCGGUCCCAUUAUUUUCUAAGAGAGAUACAGAUCUGCAGAUAUUUUGAGUGGAGGGGAUUCAAAUUAGUUCAAAUGGAGGUCAUUGCCCCUUUCAAUCGGAUUAAAUUAAACAAAUAUCUUUUAAGGGCCAUAAAAGGCAGUUCAGGUGAGCAGUGUGCGUCAUGACUCCCUUGUCAUCAGUUUUGGGCAUUUUCAGGGGCUUUUAUUUUGUUUUUAAAGCAAGCGCUUUUUGUUUUACACUGGUGCUAAGUAUAUUGGGACAUUUAGGUCAUUUUUUUUAAUUGGUUUAUGGAUUUCAAAAUUUUCAAAUCCGUUCGGAAGAGGUAAAAUGAUGUUCAAAUGACAAAAUGUUAAGUAAUAAAAAUGAAUUUGAUUUGAGGUCAAUGUUUUAUCAUCAACUUUAAAGAACACACCGCAUGUUUUUAAGCUUUUUUCAUUUUUUCAGCAAAAUCAAUUCUUUCCAUGCCUAAAACUACUUUAAAUUUGUUUUAAAUGAAAUCUUUUGGGGAGUUUUCGAGUUUGAAUGCGAUGAAAUUCAAAUCUUGCGAUAUGAAUAUUUACUUUCGAUAUUUUACACUCAAUUAUGUGUGACGUCAUAUGCACCCUCGGGUUUGAAAACAUCUAUUAGCCAUUUCAUAAACAGAUUAGAUUUAAUCGACAAAAAAAACAAUUAUCACGUUAACGGCUUCUAAAUAAUACUGUAUUAAGAUGUUUUGUGCCGUGUCCGGGUGUACUAGGUGUCGGUAGAAAGGAUUUAGAUUGAGUAUUUUUCAAUUUGUCGAAGGAAGAUGUGGAUAUUUUUUUUUGUUGGAGCAAGAACUGUACCUGAAAACAAAAACCCAGUCAUCUUUUCAAUAACGCUUAGACAGGGACGCUGAUAAACUGCGAGAAAAUUGAUAUACCGAAGCUAUAAGCACUGGUAGGCCUGUGUGUGUGUGUGUGUGUGUGUGUGUGUGUGUGUGUGUGUGUGUGUGUGUGUGUGUGUGUGUGUGUGUGUGUGUGUGUGUUCGCGCACUAUCUCGGGACUUACGACACGUAUAAGGUUACACACGAGCAACCUACGACAUUUUCAGAACCUACGACACAAAAGUGUGUCGUAGGUUUGCAGACCCCUUGAAAUCGGAAUUUUUCAUCGUGUUUUACCCAGAAAAUACAAAAUUUUGUAUAGUGUGAGUUUCCGGGUUACACACGACUUUUGUUACACACAACACCGAGCCAUAAUGGGGUGCUUACACACUUUGCAUCCUUGCCAUAUUCGCGCAUGCGCAAAAAAAACUUCCUACGGAAACAAGGUCGCGUGGAUGACAAUGCAAAUUUGACGCAACAGAUUAUGAGAUACAGAUGAAACAUGCAGGGAACCAUGUAAAUGAUUCUGAAAGUGGCUACCCAGGUGCUGUUUAAGGAAGCUUGUAAUAGGAGUGGAAAACCACCCAAAAACUAUGUGUCUCAAAAUGCCAGUAGAGACAUAGAAAGAAGAGAGGAACUAGCUGGGAUAUCAUUAUGAAGAACCUAACCUCCUUGGAGUCAAACUACAUUCAGAGGGAAUGCAGAUACUGAGGCACCCUAGCUCAUCUAGGAAGUCGGGAAGAAAAAAGCGAGCCAAUGUUCAGUGCCACACUUGGACCACUGCAGAAAAGGCAGCUUUGUAAAGACAAUUUGAGACUUUCAUCAAACUAGGAAAAACUCUGGCUCAGGUUGACUGUCUAAAAUCCAUUUGGAAGGAGAAAUCGCUGUCCAGUUUAACAUGGUGUCGUGGAAAGUUUGCUGUUAAAAAUAUUACUUCCUGGCAGAGGUGUUACAAAGAGUUAAUCCAAUUUUUAUGCCCCCUCCAUUUGAAGGAGAGGGGACGUAUAUAUUGUUUUACAUGACUAAUUCGGUCUGUAGAGCAAAUCUUGUCUGCUCAAUAUCUAAUGAAUUCUUUUGCUUGACUGUUUCCAAACUUGGUACAAUGAUUGCCCCUAGAUAGUGAAUGAACCAUAUUAAUUCACAGGUCACAGGGUCAAGGGUCAAACUGGACACAGUAAGAUAUUAUCUGUUCAAUAUCUUGAGAACGCUUUCCUGACAGACAUCAAACUCGGUAUACUGGUUUCUUUUAAGAAGUAGGUGGUUUCUUUUAAGAAGUAGAUGGUUUCCUUUAAGAAGUAUAUGUCCCAUAAUGUCCCAUAUUCAUUUUGAAGUCACAAGGACAAAGGUCAAACUGUACAUAAUAAAAUAUUGUCCACUGAAUAUUUAAAGAACCAACCCUUUACCUGACAGUUACUAAACUUGGUACAGCGGUUGCCCCUAGAGAGUAGAUGACCCCUACUGAUUUCCAGAUCCCAAGGUUGAAGGUAAAAUUGGACAUAGUAAGAUACCGUCUGUUCAAUAUUUGAGAACCAUUCGCUUGACAGACAUCAAACUUGGUUCACUAAUUUUCCUUAAGAAUUAGAUACCCCAUGGAUUUUGAGGUCACAAGGUCAAGGGUCAAACUGGACAUGACAAGAUAUUGUCUGCUCAAUAUAUUGAGGACUCCUUGCUUGACAGAUAUCAAAUCAGGUACACUGGUUCUACCUAAGGAGUAGAUGACUCCAUUUGAUUUUGAAGUCACAAGGUCAAUGGUCAAAAUACUACGGACAUAGGUAUUGUCUACACAAUAUCUUGAGUUUACGUUUCUUGACAGACAUCAAACUUGGUACACUGACACAUCAUAAGUGUAGAUAUCUAGUAUUAAUUUUAAGGUCAAUGGUCAAACUACUCUGGACAUCAGAUUUUGUCCAUUCAGUAUCUUGAGAACCCUUGUUUGACAAACAUCAAACUUGGUAGUCUGGUGCCGCCUAAAGAAUAGAUGGCUCCCAUUGGUUUUAAACUCUGAAGGUCAAAGGUCAGGACUCAAAUAACUGGUUAUUUGAAAAUAUCUGCUCAGUACCUUUAGAGAUCACAUAUAAUGGUUGCCUCUGACUAAUAGAUACAUUGUAACUUUUGCUACAAACAUUCUAAAUGAUCAUUUUCCAUUUUGUAAUAUGGAGGGCAUAUAUGUUUCUUAAAUCUUUCUUGUAAAUGGUUUUGAUACUAGUUUUAUAUACAAGAUGUAUUAUCAGCAUUUGUCAUUCAUUGUACACCAUACAUUGGUUCAUUCAAAAUUGAUAAAUAUAUAAUCAACAGCAGUACACAUGAAAUAAUUCUCCAUCUAUAUCUUGAAUUGAACAAAAAGUUUAAUGGUAUUCCAAGGCCUUAUAUUCAUGUGCGAUUGAAAGACUGAAUGAAUAUACUAAGAUAAUAUAACAGUAUUUAACUAAAACUAAUUGCAGUUUAACACUAAUGUACUUAUAAUGUAAUUGAUAGUACCACGCUCUUACUUGUAACUUGUUUUCAUUUAUAUUCAAUAGAUAUUUCAAGUUUGAUAGCUAACUCAAAUUUCAAAUAUGAAUAAACAUUAAGUGUCUGCUGUUUUAAGACUAAAGAGUAGCUUUAUUUACAUCAUAUGAGGUUUUUUGAGCUAAAUUGAUCAGCUUUGUAUGCUUAUGAAAUAAAUAUGUACACCUAUA
Ostrea edulis (European flat oyster) is the source of this 7228-nucleotide messenger RNA. RefSeq lists its product as uncharacterized. Gene Ontology annotation, molecular function: zinc ion binding; translation repressor activity; ubiquitin protein ligase activity. The record is from RefSeq and is a predicted model, not a curated record. NCBI's taxonomy places the organism in Eukaryota, Metazoa, Mollusca, Bivalvia, Ostreida, Ostreidae. Bases 395 to 1645 code for a protein of 416 amino acids. Gene Ontology annotation, biological process: protein polyubiquitination; proteasome-mediated ubiquitin-dependent protein catabolic process; negative regulation of translation. The transcript is spliced from 8 exons.